Trifolium pratense (red clover) is the source of this 1579-nucleotide messenger RNA. RefSeq lists its product as uncharacterized. Gene Ontology annotation, cellular component: endomembrane system. The transcript has 11 exons. NCBI's taxonomy places the organism in Eukaryota, Viridiplantae, Streptophyta, Magnoliopsida, Fabales, Fabaceae. The record is from RefSeq and is a predicted model, not a curated record. Bases 117 to 1241 code for a protein of 374 amino acids.
CCCAAACAAGUAUGUAUGUUUGUUUUUUGAAGAGUUCAAUUGAUAUUUGCAGAGAACGACGAAACGCGAGAAGCACGUAGCUGAAGUGGAACCACCAGAUCUCUUUCUCUCCGACGAUGGAGUUUUCCGUUUCCGUUAUUUGCACCUUCCUCUUCUUCUUCUUCUCUCUCUUAUCUCCUCAAGCUAGGGGAGAAGCUUCUGGUUCCGUUUUCUUCAUCGAUAGUUCAACUAAUCAAUUCCUUCGUACUAGAUCAUCCAACGAUGAGAAGCCUUCGAUUUUGCUUCAAGAAGUUGGUGCUGCUGUGCCAAUCUUGCUUGGUUUUGCACCUCCAUCCACCCUUUCAGCAUCCAGCUCAUCCAAGUUGAACGAGGUUUUGACUCCUAAUCCAUUCAAUAGGCCCCGUGCUGUGUUUUUACUGGAAGUGAAUGGAAUCAAUGGUCUUGAAAAAACUGUCCAGGAUAAUGUGAUGUUCAGCAAGUCAUCGUGGGAUACAAAUGUUGUUGCUUCAGAUAAAGUUGACAUUCAACUUCCAGAUGAGAAUGAUGUUUCUGUCCAUUCUUUGGACGAGCAAUUGGAAAAAUUCACCGACAAAGAAAUUAGUGAUUUUUCAUCAUUGAUUGGUGGAUCAUAUGCCACUGAUGCCCUAGAGCCAUUAAAUGGAGUGCUUACCAUUCCUCUGGUAAAUGGUGCCUCGGUGAAUCUCCAUAUGUCAAAGAAAGCAGAAAGAAAGUUCGUGAUAGGUCUUUUGUCUCUCGCUCAAAAUGUCAAAAGGGCAAUUCAAAUACAUCAAGAAUUAUCGCAUAGUAGAUUAAGUCCAGCUGAGUUAUUAACAGGAUCCUUCAAUAGCAUUAAGGUUUUGCAAGAGCAGGAAGAAGCUGAAGCUAUUGCUCAGCAUGGAGUUGAAUUGUUACUUGUAACUUUGACAAAGAUAUUUGGCUCAUUGCAAGAAGCAUACAAAGGUCAAAUUGUUGGAAUUAUCUAUUGUCAAACGGCCACACCUCAAGAGUCUGGCAAGAAGUUUGAUGUGAUCUUUACUCCUCCUCAUUACCAUGCGGCGCGGUGGUUGGAAGAAGUAAAUUCACUGAAUACAACAAUUGCAGAAGUGGCACUCGUUAGAAGAACCCUUGCCUGGAUAACAGGAAUAAUUUUGCUUGUUUCAACUCUUAUGGGGACAUGUUACCUCUUGUAUAUGCCAAUCACAAGGGACACACUUCUCUAUUCUAAUGUCAAGCUUGAUUAGGCAUGGAAACAAACAUACGAUACAAAUCUUUUUUGCCAAACCAGGGACGACCGGGCGGCCGUUGAACCUUUUGAUUGGGGGGUUUUAUCUACAUACCUCUAAUCUGUGUGCAUUAUUAUAUUUAUUGCUGUUAAUGGAUCAGUGUAGCCAAUUUCUUACAUUCAUCGUGUAUUGGAAACUUGUUCAAUUAGGAUUUAGGUCAUCAAAGUACGGAUAUUAUGCCCCUUGCUCAGGACUUGGAUAGUUUUUAUUGUCCUGACCAUCUCCAAUAAUGUGUACCCCCAUGAUUGAAAUGAUUUUCAAUAAUAGUAUUGUAAAAUAAUAAAAUUUCAUAAAAA